AUGCCAAACGUUUUCUCUCAGAAUGACCUGGAUUUUGGCCAUACUGAUAAAGUGAAACACAGAAUCAAGCUCAGUGAUGAGACGCCUUUUAAGCAGAGAGCACGUCCGAUACACCCCAACGAUGUAGAUGCUGUGAGACAACAUAUACAGGAACUCCUAGAUUCUGGAGUCAUACAGGAAUCUGAGUCUCCAUUUGCUUCUCCAAUUGUUGUGGUUCGCAAAAAGAAUGGUUCUGUUCGUCUGUGUGUAGAUUACAGAAAGCUGAAUAUGCAGACCAUCAAAGAUGCCUACGCUCUUCCAAAACUGGAAGAUGCUUUCACUGCACUUGCUGGUUCUAAGUGGUUCUCCGUUCUAGACCUCAAGUCAGGCUACUAUCAGGUCGAAAUGCAAGAAGCAGACAAGCAUAAGACUGCAUUUGUGUGUCCAGUUGGAUUCUGGGAAUUCAACAGGAUGCCACAAGGAAUAACAAAUGCGCCUUCAACCUUCCAAAGACUGAUGGAAAAUGUGUUGGAUAUGAACCUAAAAGAAGUUUUAGUGUUCAUUGAUGACUUGAUUAUUUUCUCAGCCUCCCUGGAAGAACAUGAACAGCGCUUGCAGCGUGUUCUUGAACGAUUGAUGACAUAUGGUUUGAAACUGGCACCAGAGAAGUGCAAAUUUUUUCAAACGUCAGUAAAAUACCUUGGUCACAUUGUUUCUGAGAAAGGAGUUGAAACAGACCCUGAAAAAGUUUCGGCCUUACAGACUUGGCCGAUCCCCACAAAUCUUAAACAGCUUCAAUCUUUCUUAGGAUUUGCUGGAUACUACCGACGGUUCAUUCAGGGGUACUCUACUAUUGUAAAGCCACUUAAUGAACUAACGUCUGGUUAUCCACCACUCAGAAAGCUAAAUAAGAGACAGAAAAUAAAUUCGAGCUCAGAGUAUCGCAACCCAAAGGAGCCCUUUGGUGAGCGGUGGACACCUCAAUGUCAGAAAGCUUUCGAUGACAUAAUAAGUAAGCUAACAUCAGCUCCAGUCUUGGGUUUUGUAGACCCCCAGCUUCUGUAUGUCUUACAUACAGAUGCCAGCACUGUUGGCCUUGGGGCUGCAUUAUAUCAGGUUCAAGAUGGUCAAUCUCGAGUCAUAGCUUUUGCGAGUCGAGGACUUUUAAAGAGCGAGAGGAAGUACCCGGCUCAUAAGCUUGAAUUUUUGGCUCUUAAAUGGGCAGUCACAGAAAAAUUAUCUGAUUACCUAUAUGGUACAGACUUCACAGUAGUGACGGACAGCAACCCACUUACAUAUAUUUUAACAUCUGCAAAGCUGGAUGCGACAGGGUACAGGUGGUUGUCCAGUCUUUCUACUUACUCAUUCAGUCUUCAGUACAGGGCGGGAAAGCAAAAUCUUGAUGCUGAUGCACUGUCUCGCCGACCUCAUGAUCCACCAAAGGAUGAUUAUGCAUCAAAGAAGGAAAGUGAGAGAAUCCGGCAGUUCACAUUGUACCAUCUGAGCAAUCCUGACAGUCCAGAGACUGUUCCCCAGGAGGUGAUUAAGGCUAUUUGUGAACGUCAUAUGGUCACUUCAUCUGUAGCUGGUGUUCAAGCCGCCACUCCUGGGUUGACAUUAGUUGAAUCUCUCACUCACCAGUCCAAAUUGCCCACCAAUGCUACGAAGCAGACUCAUUCCCAGUAUGUUGGCAAUUUAAAAUCUCGAUUGGAAGAAAGUUACCGUAUUGCUACUAGCAAUGCAGAAAAGAAUGCAAGUCACAAUAAAGCCAGAUUUGACCGGCGAGUGAUUGAAUCAACUUUGCAGACAGGAGACAGAGUUCUUGUGCAAAAUGUGAAGCUGCGUGGAAAACAUAAAUUGGCAGACAAGUGGGAGGAGGAUGUUUAUGUUGUCCUCAAGAGAGCUGGAGAAAUGCCAGUUUAUACAGUUAAACCGGAAAGUAAAGAUGGACCAGUGCGGACUCUGCACAGAGACCUGCUUCUGCCAUGUGGAUUCCUGUCAGCAGCUGCAGAGCCUGAAACAGUCAAACCUUGUCCAAACAGGAGACCCAGAACGAGACAAUGUCCAGUCGUCGAGAGUGAAGAGGAAAUCAUCUCAGAUCUGGAUGAUGUACCUGAUUGGACAUCGUUCCCUCGUUUUGUGUCAAAACCCGAUGUAUAUGUCAUAGUGCCUGAAACUCACAAGUCAAGUGAGCAUCCCAGUGCAGUUCGACCAUCAGCAGAAACAGGGAGAUCUGUAGUUUCCCUCUCACCUGAUGUUCCAGCUACUCAUAUUGUAGGAGAUAGAAGUACUGGAGAUAUUCAAGAUGCAUCAAGUGUUCACCUACCUGAAAAUGACAACCUACUGGAACAUAACAGAUUAUCCGAAGCAAACGUUUUACCUGAACUAAAUUCAGUUAAAGGAUCCCCUCAGUGUUUGGAUUUGCAGCAAUCUGAGGAAACUCCUCCAUAUAAUGGGAUGAGCUCAGAUGCAGCAUAUGAUGAUGAGUUUUAUGGAGUAAAUGAACCUGUUACUGCCCAACCUGAACCCUUAAAGUUUCAGACUGAGGGACUUCAAAACUCUGAAACAUUUCUUCGUCGCUCUGAAAGAGUACACACAAAGCCAAACAGAUUAGAGUAUCCAAAACUGGGAAAUCCUCUGAUGGUGGUGAAUUCUCUUUUCCAGGGUCUAAGUGAAGCAUUGGCUAGCUCCCUGAAUGGCUUGGAGAAUGCAUCCCAUAAUUCCAUCAGGCAUGCUUAA
This is a messenger RNA of Poeciliopsis prolifica (blackstripe livebearer), 2718 nucleotides long. RefSeq lists its product as uncharacterized. The record is from RefSeq and is a predicted model, not a curated record. NCBI's taxonomy places the organism in Eukaryota, Metazoa, Chordata, Actinopteri, Cyprinodontiformes, Poeciliidae.